This is a messenger RNA of Castor canadensis (American beaver), 510 nucleotides long. Lineage: Eukaryota; Metazoa; Chordata; Mammalia; Rodentia; Castoridae. The record is from RefSeq and is a predicted model, not a curated record.
AUGAGGGUGGGGAGUGCUGUUACCAAAACUCUGGUUUUCAUACUUCUUAUUCCUGUGCAGAUGCCAUUGUUGGGUCAUGCACCCACAACCAUACCACGUACUCAGUGGACCUUCAAUCUGAAAUGCCAUGAGUGUUCGUCCAUAAACAACUUCGGCUGUGAGACUUUAAGGACGUGUGUGUAUGAAAUUAGGCGCUGUAUGACAAUCGCCAUCCGUUUGAACUCUCGUGAGCUACUCGUUUACAAGAACUGUACUUGGAACUGCACGUUUGUAUAUGCAAGGGACUUGCCUCCUGAAACCCCAAGAAAACUCCCGAGAACGAAUAGUUUCUUUUUUACCUUUUGUUGUAGUGGUAUGACUUGCAAUUCAGGAGGACCUUCUAAUGUUGAGAGGGACUUGUUGACAGAUUACACCACUGAGGAAGAUCUGCCAGAAGGGACCAUGCGCUUGGGGCAGUCUCAGCUUUUCCUGAGCCUCGCCUCCCUCCUGGUCAGCAGCACACUGUUGUGA